GCAGAAUCGACGUCUCUGUGUGUUUAAAAUAUGGUCUUUUACGCCUUUCCUGAAAUAUUAUUAGUCUGUAAAGAAAGAGGAAUAAGGUGGAAUAUAAAGAGUCAAGUGUAACAGCUGAAGUCCAUUGACUAACUAUUACAAAAAUGAUGUCAAUUAAAGAGGAGAAAGAAGACUUGAGUUAUCCAGAGACAUGGAUAAUAAAACGUGAAGAUACAGAGGAACAAAGAGAUAUGUUGGAAGUGAAAGAGGAAAGUCAAGAACUGAAUGACGUGGAGGAGAAACAUCAGUGUAAUAAAUCUGAUCAUUUAAUAACUGAAAAACAUUUCACACAGAAUAAAACUCGAAGAACAAAAGACAGAUUUUUUUUCACAUGCCCUCAAUGUGGAAAGAAUUUUGCACAAAAACAAGGUCUUGUGAGGCACCUGAGAAUUCACACCGGAGAGAAGCCUUUCAGUUGCACUCAGUGUGGAAAGAGUUUCUCCCAAGAAGAAAACCUGACGAGGCACCUACGAUUUCACUUCGGAGAAAAACCUUUCACAUGUCAUCAGUGUGGAAAGGGUUUUUUACAUAAAGGAAACCUUAAAAGUCACAUGUUAAUUCACACUGGAGAGAAGUCUUUCACAUGUCUUCAGUGUGGAAAGAGUUUCUUACAUAAAGGAAACCUUAAGAGUCACAUGUUAAUUCACACUGGAGAGAAGCCUUUCACAUGCCCUCAGUGUGGAAAGAGUUUUUUACAUAAAGGAAACCUUAAGAGUCACAUGUUACUUCACACUGGAGAGAAGCCAUUUACAUGCCCUCAGUGUGGAAAGAGUUUUGCACAAAAACGAGGUCUUGUGAGGCACCUGAGAAUUCACACUGGAGAGAAGCCUUUCAGUUGCACUCAGUGUGGAAAGAGUUUCUCUCAAGAAGGAAACCUGACGAGGCACCUACGAUUUCACUUCGGAGAAAAACCUUUCACAUGUCAUCAGUGUGGAAAGGGUUUUUUACAUAAAGGAAACCUUAAGAGUCACAUGUUAAUUCACACUGGAGAGAAGCCUUUCACAUGCCCUCAGUGUGGAAAGAGUUUUUUACAUAAAGGAAACCUUAAGAGUCACAUGUUACUUCACACUGGAGAGAAGCCAUUUACAUGCCCUCAGUGUGGAAAGAGUUUUGCACAAAAACGAGGUCUUGUGAGGCACGAGAGAAUUCACACCGGAGAGAAGCCUUUCAGUUGCACUCAGUGUGGAAAGAGUUUCUCUCAAGAAGGAAACCUGACGAGGCACCUAAGACUUCACUUUGGAGAAAAACCUUUCACAUGUCAUCAGUGUGGAAAGGGUUUUUUACAUAAAGGAAACCUUAAAAGUCACAUGUUAAUUCACACCGAAGAGAAGCCAUUCACAUGUCGUCAGUGUGGAAAGAGUUUUGCAAUAAAACGAGGUCUUGAGAGGCAUCUAAAAAUUCACACUGGAGAGAAGCCUUUCACAUGUCUUCAGUGUGGAAAGAGUUUCUUACAUAAAGGAAACCUUAAGAGUCACAUGUUAAUUCACACUGGAGAGAAGCCUUUUGCAUGCCUUCAAUGUGGAAAGAGAUUCACACAAGAAGGAAACCUUAAGACUCACCUACGAAAUCACUUACGAGAGCAGCCUUUUGCACGUCUUCAAUGUGGAAAGAGUUUUUUACAUAAAGGAAACCUUAAGAAUCACAUGAUGCUUCACACCGGAGAGAAGCCUUUCACAUGCCUUCAGUGCGAAAAGAGUUUCUUAUAUAAAAGAAACCUUAAGACUCACAUGAAAAUCCACUAUGUAGAGAAGCCCUUCGUUUGCCCUCAAUGUGGAAAAAGUUUUGCAAUAAAGCAAAAUCUUGUGAGGCACCAGAGAAUUCACACUGAAGAGAUGCCUUUCCCGUGCACUCAGUGUGGAAAGAGUUUCAAACAAGAAGAACAUCUACAGAGGCACCUAAAACUUCACACACUAUGGACUACAUCUUACCACAAUUCUCACCUGAAGUUUGAUUCAGAUGGCAUGAUUUUUUUUAGUGGCCAGUUCCUGCCUCACGCAGGCAAGGAGGAUUUCCGCCACAGAGACCAGUACCCCGAGUGUGGGAGGCGACAACUUCACCUGCCCGAUGCCCCGGUGGGGGCACCUGCCGACGCAAGUGCGGGCGUAGCACCUGGGCCAGCGUGCUGGAGGUGCAGAUACCCAGGCCACUUCUGGGAUCAGUGCCCUCUGAUGGAGCUGGGGAUGGUGGUACGGGUCUCCGACAUCCCGCAGGCUGUCACUGACCAGGCCGGAGCGUACCGGAUACCGUCACUUGACUCCACCCCGCCCAGUCAGCGGCAUUGGAGAAACAUUGAGGCGAAUUCAAACACCGAGUCAACUAAGCAACAGGAGCAGCUUAUACCAAAGAAAAACGCAGUGUCUGUCGUUUGGACACAUUUUGGCUUCAUUAAAGAAGACACCGAACAAAAUGAAGUCAACUGUAAACACUGCAGAAAAACCGUUUCAACGACCAAUGAUAUGUUGGAAGUGAAAGAGGAAAGUCAAGAACUGAAUGACGUGGAGGAGAAACAUCAGUGUAAUAAAUCUGAUCCUUUCAUAACUGGUGAAAAAUCUUCUAGUUGCUCACGAACAGAAAAUGUCUUAACGCAGAUAAAAAGUCGAAGAACAAAAUACAGAUUUUUUUUCACAUGCCCUCAAUGUGGAAAGAGUUUUGCACAAAAACGAGGUCUUGUGAGGCACCUGAGAAUUCACACCGGAGAGAAGCCUUUCAGUUGCACUCAGUGUGAAAAGAGUUUCUCUCAAGAAGGAAACCUUAAGAGUCACCUAAGACUUCACUUUGGAGAGAAGCCUUUCACAUGCCCUCAGUGUGAAAAGAGUUUUUUACAUAAAGGAAACCUAAAGAAUCACGUGAUGCUCCACACUGGAGAGAAGCCUUUCACGUGCAUUCAGUGUGGAAAGAGUUUUGCAAUAAAACGAAAUCUUGAGAGGCACCUAAAAAUUCACACUGGAGAGAAGCCUUUCACUUGUCUUCAGUGUGGAAAGAGUUUCUUACAUAAAGGAAACCUUAAGAGUCACAUGUUAAUUCACACUGGAGAGAAGCCUUUUGCAUGCCCUCAAUGUGGAAAGAGAUUCACACAAGAAGGAAACCUUAAGACUCAUCUACGACAUCACUUCGGAGAAAAGAAUUUCACUUGUCUUCAAUGUGGAAAGAGUUUUUUACAUAAAGGAAAUCUAAAGAAUCACAUGAUGCUUCACACCGGAGAGAAGCCUUUCACAUGCCUGCAGUGUGGAAAAAGUUUUGCAAUAAAGCGAAAUCUUGUGAGGCACCAGAGAAUUCACACUGAAGAGAUGCCUUUCCCGUGCACUCAGUGUGGAAAGAGUUUCAAACAAGAAGAACAUCUACAGAGGCACCUAAAACUUCACACACUGUUAUCUCUGAUGUUGUUUUAACCCAAAUAAAUUAGGUACAAUAAGCAUAAAUCCUAACAUAUGUUUUGGCUUAGAUGGAUACUUUGAAUGCUGUCUUUCAUUCAACUGCAAUUUUUUUGAAACUUGUUUUAGGUCAUUCUCAUUGAAUCACUUUGUAUACUUGUUGAAUUAACAAGCGUAUUUGCCAAAUCAACUGAAAAACAUAUGUUGAAUCAACUAAAAUCUGUGUCAGUUAACUGCAUCAUUUGUAACAAAAUCUUUGAUACUAAGAAAUGUAAAUUACUUUGAAUCUAAACGCAUGUUUGACAAACAGUAUCGCCCUAAAUGUUGAACCAUCUAGCUUAACAAAUUUGUCUAAACAAACUAUUUAUUGUUUUUCUGAUUUGCCUGAUCCCAUCAUGCACAGUGGUAUGAAUACAUUUUUGUGGUUAGUCUUAUUGUUACAGACUUUAUCUGUGCAGUUUUUGUCAUCACUGUUAGUUAAUAGUUGUGUAAUAAUGUUCAGAGCUCAUCAUUUUACUUCAUGAUGUUUGUUGAUUGUCACCAUUACUUUGGUGUGUGUCAAGUGAUGAGGUCUAUGUGCAUCCAUCGAUAUUAUCACAUACUGUUUGCUUUGCAGUUUGCUAAAGCCUUAAAAGGCAAAUAGUGUAUAGUGUUCUUUGCAUAAAGUAA
Messenger RNA from Xyrauchen texanus (razorback sucker), 4079 nucleotides. RefSeq names its product zinc finger protein 271-like. The record is from RefSeq and is a predicted model, not a curated record. NCBI's taxonomy places the organism in Eukaryota, Metazoa, Chordata, Actinopteri, Cypriniformes, Catostomidae. The coding region runs from base 144 to 3428 and encodes 1094 amino acids. Gene Ontology annotation, molecular function: nucleic acid binding; zinc ion binding. The transcript has 8 exons.